CCCAACCCGCAUUUGUCCAUUCACUCCCACAACAAGGAAAAGUGUCAAAGGCAAAUUUCUUAAUACGACUAUAAGCAAGGUUAUCCAAAUAGAACAACAAAUAUUUAGACCUACGCUUGCUUCAAGUACUUUUUGCAUAUUGGAUUACUUGAACUCGCAACAUCUCGGACUCAGCACAUGCACAACGGAGGGGCUGAUUCUAUCCGAGCAUUCUGCAAUGUACAGCAGCAAAACUACUACGCGGAUGGAUGAAACUUCAUUAGAAUAGGAGUAUUAAAGAACGCGACCAAUUUUGCACACAACAAACAACCCCACAAGACCGCCUCUCUCGGGGCUGUUAAGGACGCACUGUUCAAAGGCAACCACCUUAUAGAUUGAAGCUUAUUUCCAAGCGUGUCGUGCGUAUAGGAAGAGAGAGAGAGAAUGGGGCAUCCUCCGCUGGAGUUUAGCGACUGCUAUUCGGAUAGUCCGGAUUUUAGGGAGAGGUUGAAAUGUUACGAACAAGAACUGGACAGAACCAGCAAAUUUCUCAAAGAAGUGAUCAAAGAUGGGAAUAAUGUUAUAAGCGCAAUAAAGGGAUACUCUGUUGCUGUUCAGAAGUUUUCACAGACUCUUCAGUCAUUCCAGUUUGACUUUAUCGGAGACUCACUGACAGACGAUGAAAUGAAUAUUGCUGAGUCAUUCCGUGAGUUUGCUUGUCUGCUCCAGGAAGUGGAAAAUGACAGGAUGAUGCUGGUUCAGAAUGCUUGUGAUCUGCUCAUCAAACCACUGGAGAAGUUCCGUAAGGAGCAGAUUGGUGUAACAAAGGAACGAAAGAAGAAGUUUGAGAAGGAGAGUGAGAAGUAUUACUCUCAGCUGGAUAAACAUGUGAACAUCUCAGCCAAGAAGAAGGAAACACAGCUCCAGGAGGCGGAUGAACAGCUUGAUAAAGAGAGGGUGAACUUCUACGACUCGUCAGUAGAAUAUGUCUACCAGAUCCAACAGGUGCAAGACAGGAAGAAGUUCGAUGUGGUGGAGCCGGUACUGGCGUUCCUCCAGAGUAUCCUGACCCUCAACAACCUGACUGUGGAAAUGACUCAGGACUUUCUGCCCUACAAACAGGAACUGCAGCUCAGCCUCCAGAAUACGCGCAACCACUUUGAGAGCACUCGAGAAGAAAUGGAGGAGUUGAUGAAGAGGAUGAAGGAGCCCUCUCAGAUUGGCAAGAUCCAUGGGCAGGCCACCAUCCAAGGCUACCUCUACGUCCAGGAGAAAUGGGCUUUGGGCGUGACUUGGGUGAAGUACUACUGCAAGUACAUCAAAGACAAGAGACGUUUUGUUAUGGUGCCUGUUGAACAGAAGACUACAACCAAACAGACAACCUCGGAGCUCACCCUCAAGUCCUGCAUCCGCCGGAAAACCGAGUCCAUCGACAAGCGGUUCUGCUUCGACAUCGAAACUCAUGAGAGGAACAGUCCCCUGACCCUGCAGGCAGUGUCAGAGGUGAACAGGAAGCAGUGGAUCGAGGCCAUGGAUGGGAAAGAGCCAAUUUACCAUAAUCCUAUUCAAAAUAAAGCUGAAAUGGAGCUGAACGAGGUUGGAUUCAAGUUUGUACGAAAGUGCAUCAACUAUGUUGAGACCAAAGGGCUUGGCCAAGAAGGGGUAUACAGGACUGUUGGCAGCAACAUCCAGGUCCAAAAGCUAUUGAAUGCAUUCUUUGACUCUAAGUGCCCCGGUGAUGUCGAUUUCAGCAGCAGUGACUGGGACAUAAAAACUGUCACUAGCGCCAUGAAGUUUUACCUUCGGAGUCUGAGUGAGCCAUUGAUGACUUACGGCCUCCACAGGGAACUCAUUUUUGCUGCAAAAUCGGAAAAUCUGGAUUUCCGGUUGGGCACGGUCCACUCUCUGGUCUACAAGCUGCCUGAGGUGAAUCGUGAAAUGCUGGAACUCCUCAUUCGACAUCUGCUCAGUGUGUGUAGUCGCUCAGAGGAGAACUUGAUGACCCCAUCGAACAUGGGUGUGAUCUUUGGUCCUACACUGAUGCGGGCGGAGGAGGAGACGGUGGCUGCCAUGCUGGACAUCAAGUUCCAAAACAUUGUCGUCGAGAUCCUCAUUGAGGACUUCAAGAAGAUCUUCAGCGGGCCUCCAGAAAGCUUGCCUCCCCCGGUACCUCCCCCGAGAGCCGCGCCCAGGACGCGCCAGCCCAUCACCAUCUCCAAGCGGCCGCUGCGCUCCUAUCCCGCGUUGCAAGAGAUGCGGGAGCUGAACGGCAGUGCCCACAACGGUGUGGACUCCGAGGGGGACCCGCACCCCACUAGCCCCGUCCCGCCUCAGAGGCCCAAGAUGGGCCCUCCGUCCUGCUCUCCUCCCUCUGUACCUUCCUCUUUCCUUGCGUCCUCUGGCGCCCGUUUGCCACUCCCGCCCAAACCCACCCCCACCCCCCGGCAAGAUCGGCAUUCCGACAGCGAUGUCGCCAAGAUUGUUGCCAGGCUACAAGAUGGAGGGUCACGGCCUGACGCCGGGACGGCGUCCAACGGGGAGGCAGGGGUGACGGUCGGCCGGGCGCAGUCCUUCCAGGGCAAGAAGCCUCCGCCACGUGGGGUCCUGGCCAACAGAGAAGGAGAAGGUGAGGGCCUCAUGAAAGGACGGUCGUUUUCCGAGAAGCACUCCAUCUGCAGGCCCCCGACCAGACCCCCCGAUCCACCCAAUCGCACACCCACCAAACCCCUGCCCUCUCCCACCAGCGAAGACUCCGCAUCUUAUGUUGCCUCCAAGACAAAGUUUUUUGAGAAUGCAUCGCGACAGAUGGGAGGGCCAGCUGCCACGUCCCCAGCAUCUGAGAAUUCCAAAUAAGACGACUAACUCCUUCUAAAUCCACCUGCUUCUGAAGAAGAAUAAGCUCCCUCCUGACGCACACACCACUGCUUUUCCAGCACCUUUGUCGUUCUCUUGUGCCUGUGUCGUGUUUAUUGGAACGGGAGCACCGCAUGACUGCUCUCCAACAGCGCAUAAAGGGAAAUAGAAACAGUUCACUGUGGCCCGCACACUAGUAAUAGCUAUCUAAAGAGAGAGACUCGCCUUCCCGGCCUUACCUUUCAGUGAGCAGAGAGUGUCAUGUAACGUUGUCAGUACUGUAAAUGCGAUGGAGUUGUUGCCAUCUUAUGCUGCAUUUAACAAUGAGAGAAAUGGGAGAAAGAGGAGGAAAGAGAGUGUGGUGUGACAUUCACUUAGUAUUCUCUCUGAAUCACAUCUUAAAGAGGAAACAGACUAUAGAAUGAGUUGAUUUAAAUUUUGACCUACACACCUGUGUACCUGUGUUUGUGUGUGUGUGCGUAUGUGUGUGUGUGAGAGAGAGAGAACAAGUGUGUGUGGUCAGACUAACAUUUUGGUUUGUUUUCAUAUUGACAUUUGCUUUGCACUUCAGACAAGUGUUCUCCUUCGGGAUUGUGUGUAAAUUCAUCUGACCCAAUGACCUUGGUCAGAGUGAUCUAACCUGUGUAGAACUUUCUUGCAUAAGCUCUCACAAAUGUACUUAUUGAAUGUCUCAUUUGUGAAUUUUAAAUGUGAAGACACGACAGAGGUGAUAGAAGGACCAAGAGGUGGGAUUCUUGAUCAUCAGGCAUUUUGGGAAUACUUUAUUUAUUUGUCUUUUAUGGUGAAAAAAAGAAUUCCCUCUUGUUGGUCUCACAGCUUCGUUUUUCUCCUUUAGUUUAAUUUACGGAAACAUUCCUUUUUCCUCCACAACCGUUUUCCUGGUUGUGUGUCUGAAUCUAGGUCACUUUUGUCUGCUUGUUGUUUACAGAAAUAGUAAAAAAAAGCAUUUCUUUUGUUGUGAACUAAACUGGCUCUUCUCACCACUACAAUGCAACACUCAUGUUACAUGUACGUACGAUUGUCUUGAAUGUACUGCAAGAAAAUCAGAAGAAAAAAAACAACAUUUUUAUACCAAAUAAAAUGGUUCAAGUUG
Alosa sapidissima (American shad) is the source of this 3946-nucleotide messenger RNA. RefSeq names its product oligophrenin 1 (gene ophn1). The transcript is spliced from 24 exons. Gene Ontology annotation, cellular component: cytoplasm. The record is from RefSeq and is a predicted model, not a curated record. Gene Ontology annotation, biological process: signal transduction. Bases 424 to 2832 code for a protein of 802 amino acids. NCBI's taxonomy places the organism in Eukaryota, Metazoa, Chordata, Actinopteri, Clupeiformes, Clupeidae. Gene Ontology annotation, molecular function: protein binding; GTPase activator activity.